Candidula unifasciata is the source of this 475-nucleotide messenger RNA. The record is from the annotation of a GenBank genome assembly. Lineage: Eukaryota; Metazoa; Mollusca; Gastropoda; Stylommatophora; Geomitridae.
AUGGGUCCAGUUGGCAGAUCUCGUUCUCGAAGCCCUGUAAAAACAGCUGAAAAUAGAAUUGACGGUGAAGAUCCCAAAAGGAAAGAUGUGCGGAGAGAAAGAUCCCGAUCAAAGGAUCGCCUGAAGCAUAAGACAAGGCACCGAUCACGAAGUAGAGAAAGAAAACGAAGUCGUAGUAAAGAAAGGAAACAAAACAUAAAUCACAGCAAGGAUAAACACAAGAGGAGGAGGUCUCGAUCUCCAAAAUCAAAAGAUGCCAAAGGUGACUUAAAAGAUGAAGAGGAAGAAGCGAAGAAAGAACAAGAUAAAAAGGUUCCUUUGUCUUUAGAAGAGUUACUAGCAAAGAAAAAGGCAGAGGAAGCAGCUUUGAGUAAGGUAAUGAGAUUUAUUUCAGAACACAUUCAUUGUUUAAUACAAUUUUGCCUAACAUUUGUCAUACAAUUAUUUAAAGCAAACAGCAUUUACUUUUUAAACA